AAUUUUCACUACGAAUUCAGUCCUCAAUUUGAAACUUUGAAAAAGUUUUUAACUCUUUUGUUGAGUCAACCCUUAACGCAAAACUUCCCAUACAAUGCCGAACCAAACGGAACAAGUGAACGACGCCGCCGACCAGACUCAGGCCACCCAACAGACAACCCCAGUGCCCAAAAAGGCCGGAGCGGUGCCCACGAAGCCGGUCGAGGGUCAGGAGCACUGUGCCGGUGACAAGGCCUGCGAAAAACAGUGUGCCGGACAUACCGGUGCCAACGGCCAGUCACAAGCUGAACAACAGUCGUAAUGUUUGGCUAAAUUUUUUUAAAUGACUUUUUAUUUAUAUUUUAGAUUUUAUUUAAAAACCAAAGCUUUGUACCAAAUUUUAUACGUUAAGUGCACUUAAUCUCAAAAUGUUUUUCUAUUGAUUUUGAAUAUAAAAUGAAAUAAAAUAUUAUUCUUUGAAAUCAAUA
Messenger RNA from Oppiella nova, 467 nucleotides. NCBI's taxonomy places the organism in Eukaryota, Metazoa, Arthropoda, Arachnida, Sarcoptiformes, Oppiidae. The record is from the annotation of a GenBank genome assembly.